This is a messenger RNA of Cyprinodon variegatus (sheepshead minnow), 4426 nucleotides long. RefSeq names its product adenylate cyclase 2 (brain) (gene adcy2b). Gene Ontology annotation, molecular function: adenylate cyclase activity. The coding region runs from base 532 to 3735 and encodes 1067 amino acids. Gene Ontology annotation, biological process: cAMP biosynthetic process; intracellular signal transduction; adenylate cyclase-activating G protein-coupled receptor signaling pathway. The record is from RefSeq and is a predicted model, not a curated record. Gene Ontology annotation, cellular component: plasma membrane. Lineage: Eukaryota; Metazoa; Chordata; Actinopteri; Cyprinodontiformes; Cyprinodontidae. The transcript is spliced from 24 exons.
CUCCCUCUCUCAGUCCUCAUCUGCACCUCAGCACAGUUACACGCUGCUUUGUCACGGCUGCGGAGCAAAGCGCUGAGCAGGGCUCUGCCGGCUCUCCAUCACCCUGACCAAUCAUAAAGAGCACACAAGAAGCAGAAGCUGAAGGGGGGAGAGGAAGAAGCUGAAGCCUUAUCUUCCUUCCUCGAAGUGCAAACAACCCUGUUUUACUGAGAGGAGGAGGAGGAGGAAGAGGAGGAGGAAUAUCUGUUUUCACACUGUCCUGACUCAGUUUGUCACCUCCAGCAGAAGGAGCAGUAGAGGAUGCAUUGGAAACUGCAGGAGCUAGAAAGUUCUCUCUCUUUAACUCAGCUGCCCAUCGAUAAGUAGCAGCUGAGGAAACUUUUGUAAAAAGGAAGAGGAGGGGGGUGGUGGACAGUCCAAGGGUGUGGAGGCUCUGCUUGUCCUCCUCCUUUUCCUGUCCACACUGCUUUUAUUUUGGGUCGUAUUUGUCAGGGAGAAAGCAGCAUCGUCCUUUCCCAGCAGCUUCUCCCCAUGUGGCAGGAGGCUCUGUGGACCCGUGGACGCUACCUGCUGGAGAAGAGCGAUGGGGGCGAUGGGGCCGAGGGGCCCGACAGCCUGGGAGAUGGCUGCCCCGGGUUCCAGAGCGACAUGUGUCUCGAGGUGGAGAAGCCUCAGGACUGGCUGUACGAGUCGUACUACAGGAUGAGCCAGCAGCAUCCGCUGAUCGUGUUCCUGCUGCUGAUCGUCAUGGGAACCUGCCUCGCGCUGCUGGCCGUGUUCUUCGCGUCAGGACUGAACACUGAAGCUCACUUGACGUUCCUGAUCGCGGUUUCCGCUGCUCUCUUCCUCUUCUUGUCCAUCUUCAUCCUGGUCUGCAUUGAAUCUGUUUUCAAGCGGAUGCUGCGCCUCUUCUCACUCCUUACCUGGGCCUGCUUGGUCACCAUGGGUUACCUGUUCAUGUUCUCCGGGGGCAGGCUCAGUCCCUGGGACCAGGUGUCGUUCUUUCUGUUCAUUGUGUUUGUGGUGUACACCAUGCUGCCCUUCACCAUGAAAUGGGCCAUCAUCGCCAGCGGUAUAACCUGCCUCUCACACACCGUCACCCUCAGCAUCUGCCUGACCUCCACCGUCACAGAGCUGGAACCUCUAGUGUGGCAGAUUCUGGCCAAUGUGAUCAUCUUCACCUGUGGAAACCUGGCCGGGGCGUAUCAUAAGCACCUCAUGGACCUGGCGCUCAAACAGACCUAUCAAGACACCUGCAACUGCAUCAAGUCCCCCAUCAAACUGGAGUUUGAGAAGCAUCAACAGGAGCGCUUGCUGCUGUCCCUGCUGCCUGCACACAUAGCCAGAGUGAUGAAAGCUGAAAUCAUCCAGCGGCUGCAGGGGCCGAACUUUGGUCGAACUGAGAGCACCAACAACUUUCAUAACCUCUACGUGCAGAGGCACACCAACGUCAGCAUACUCUACGCCGACAUUGUGGGCUUCACACGGCUGGCCAGCGACUGCUCUCCUGGUGAACUUGUGCACAUGCUGAAUGAACUCUUUGGCAAAUUUGACCAGAUUGCAAAGGAGAACGAAUGCAUGCGGAUCAAGAUCCUGGGCGACUGUUAUUACUGCGUGUCCGGACUUCCUGAGUCGCUGCCAAACCACGCCAGGAACUGCGUGAAGAUGGGCCUGGAUAUGUGUGAGGCCAUCAAGAAGGUCCGAGAUGCCACUGGAGUGGACAUCAACAUGCGCGUCGGCGUUCAUUCUGGGAACGUCCUCUGCGGUGUGAUUGGCCUCCGCAAGUGGCAGUACGACGUGUGGUCGCACGACGUCACGCUGGCCAAUCACAUGGAAGCCGGAGGAGUGCCGGGGAGGGUUCACAUCUCCUCGGUGACGCUGGAGCAUUUGAAAGGCUCAUAUAAGGUGGAGCCUGGAGAUGGACAGAGCAGAGAUUCCUACCUGAAGGAACAUAAUGUGGUCACCUACUUGGUCAUCAACCCCAAGACUGAAAGGCACAGCCCGCAUUUAGGUCUGCGUUCCUGUCCCUCUCUGGAUGGGGGGAAGACGAGGGCAUCCGUCAGGAUGACCCGAUACCUGGAAUCCUGGGGGGCAGCCAAACCCUUCGCCAACCUCCACCAUCGAGACAGCAUGACCGCAGACAAUGGCAAGAUCAACACCACAGACGUUCCGAUGGGGCAGUACUAUUUCCAAAGACGAGAAAGAUCCAAAUCUCAGAGGAAGAGGUUUGAGGAGGAGCUCAACGAACGAAUGAUUCGCACUAUUGAUGGCAUCAAUGCACAGAAACAGUGGCUGAAGUCUGAAGACAUCCAGAGGAUCUCAUUGUUCUUUCACAACAAAGCUUUGGAGAAAGAGUACAGAUCCACCACACUACCAGCCUUCAAGUACUACGUCACCUGUGCCUGCCUCAUAUUCUGCUGCAUAUUCAUUGUGCAGGUCCUCGUCUUGCCCAAAACUGCUGUGCUGGGGAUCUCCUUUGGUCUGACAUUCCUGCUGUUGGCUUUGAUCCUCCUCCUUUGUUUCGCUGGUCACAUUCUGUUUUUUGUGGAGGAUCCUGGAGGGUCUGCUGCCGACAUUCAAACAACUGCGCUCCCUCUGAAUGCAUCCAAUAAUAGCCGGUCUGAGUACUUGGAGGACAAAAACAAGUUUUACCUGCCGUACUUCAUCUACUGUUGUAUUCUGGGCCUGGUCUCCUGCUCGGUAUUCCUGAGGAUCAACUACGAGCUGAAGAUGGUAGUGAUGCUGGUCGCCGUGGUGAUUUACAACAUCAUCAUCCUGCAGACUCAUGCCUCCUUGCUGGAUGGUUUCAACAAAGCUCUGUACCCCACAGACAAGUCCGGCAGACCAGGUGUGCUGAAGGAUCUGAAGACAAUGGGCUCUGUGUCUCUGUUCAUCUUCUUCAUCACUCUACUGGUUUUAGCAAGACAGAAUGAAUAUUACUGUCGGCUGGACUUCCUGUGGAGGGACAAGUUCAAGAGGGAAUGUGAGGAGAUUGAAACCAUGGAGAACCUCAACCGGGUCCUGCUGGAGAACGUUUUACCGGCGCAUGUGGCCGAGCACUUCCUGGGACGCAACUGGAAAAACGAGGACCUUUAUCAUCAGUCGUACGACUCGGUGUGUGUGAUGUUCGCCUCCAUCCCGGACUUCAAAGAGUUUUACACCGAGUCUGAUGUCAAUAAGGAAGGACUGGAGUGCCUCCGACUUCUCAACGAGAUCAUAGCCGACUUUGAUGAGCUGCUGUCCAAGCCAAAGUUCAGCGGAGUGGAGAAGAUAAAGACCAUCGGUAGCACCUACAUGGCUGCAACCGGGCUCAAUGUAACUCCAGGACCAGAGUCUGCACAAGAACAUGACAGACAGUACAUGCACAUUGGCACAAUGGUGGAGUUUGCCUUUGCUCUUGUUGGGAAGCUAGAUGUCAUCAACAAACACUCUUUUAAUGACUUCAGACUGCGAAUUGGUAUCAACCACGGGCCGGUGAUUGCAGGAGUCAUUGGGGCUCAGAAACCCCAAUAUGACAUCUGGGGAAACAGUGUUAAUGUGGCCAGCAGGAUGGAAACGACGGGGGUGCUGGGUAAAAUACAGGUAACGGAGGAAACCAGUGGUAUCUUAUCCAACCUGGGGUACAUGUGUUCGUGUCGUGGCAUCAUCAACGUGAAAGGCAAAGGGGAGCUGAAAACCUACUUUGUCCACACAGAGAUGAGCAGAUCUCUGUCACAAGGGACCGUGAUGCCUUGAGCGCGCCUUGCCGCGCCGCCACAGAGACUUGGAAACACAAAAGCAGAAAGUGGCACUGAAGUAACAAGUCUUGCUCUGUAAGUAAAACCCAUCACUAGAAGCCAGCAGCACAGCGGACUGACAUUCGUCGAGAACCACUUUUGUCCUCAGCAGCUGAGAGCAGAUGGAGGCCAAGGUGGGCCGCCGCGGUCCUUCAACGCUGCACUACGAGUGGGUUUCACCCCUCCAGUGUUAUGAGGACAUCACUCUGAGGAGUCUCUUCACUGUCUAAAGGAGUGCCUGACUAAAGAGAGGUUGGCUAAAUUGGUGCAGCUCUCAAGGACCCCAGUCACCUAUCUGUAAAAUAGUAGUGUGUGGAGCUAAUUACCCACACCAGUGUUGCAGUGCUUCACAGCCUUAUACUUGAGCAGAUUGAGCCGCCUGUCAAGCUGUUUAUUUCCGUUUUGUUUUGUUUUUAACUCUCAGCGUGCCUGGUACUGAGAGCCAAUUAAUUUCCUCCCAAAUGGAUGUUACAAUAACUCUCAUCAUAUAGGGCUGGUGGUACCAAUAAAUUACCAGCAUUAUGGGUAGACAAAACAACCUGUGAUUGUAUUUCUAGCUUUAUAGCUACAUAUGUGUCCCAUUUGAAUCAAGAAGGAAGCUAUUUUUUUUUUUUUUUUUAUAUGUCAGCAAGGGCCAACAGUGUGUAAAU